CUCUAAACUCCUCGCACACAGAACUGUCACCGACUCACCAUCACAUAUACACAAUGGAUGACCAAAACAUCUCGCCGCAGCAGAACAGCAAUUACCCCAGCUCGACCGGCACCGACAGCUACGCGCAGGGCCCCGGCAGCGGUGCGGACGCGCAGCAAUUCAGCCAAGGCCAGGGCGGCGGAUACGACAACAUGCAGCAGUCUGGUCAGGACGACAUGGGCGGCGGGCGCGGCGCGAUGGGCUCCGGUGUUGCCGGAGGCUACGGAGGCAACCAGUCGAACCAACAGGGCCAACAGAGCCAACAGGGCCAACAGAGCCAACAGGGCCAACAGAGCCAACAGAGCCAACAGGGCCAACAGAGCCAACAGGGCCAACAGGGCCAGGGGCAGACCCAGGAGAAACAGGAUUGGCUCGAUAAGGGCCUUACGAUGAUGGGAAAGAAGGCCGGCAUGAAUGUGAGCGGCCAGCAGGCAGACAGUGCCGGUGACUUCAUCAACAAAGAGGUCAACCAAUACACAGGCCGUAAACUCCCUGGCGUACAGUAAUUUACACAGCUUGUACGGACCGACUAUAGCAUUAGGACUUGAGCAAAUGUAACGAUAUCGGAAGU
Molecule: messenger RNA, 610 nt
Organism: Postia placenta MAD-698-R-SB12
Lineage: Eukaryota; Fungi; Basidiomycota; Agaricomycetes; Polyporales; Adustoporiaceae
Exons: 3
Coding region: 54-545 (163 amino acids)
Source: RefSeq, a predicted model, not a curated record